CUGCGGUCCAAGUGACGCGCACGGGCGAACCAUCAGUGAAGCACUAACAGCGUGAAAUUCUCCACCCAUUUACUCGUUAGCGCACAACAGCACGCCGGCCCCGCGCCCCUCGAUCCCGGGAACCUCAGCAGAACCCAAGAGAAUCGUCGGCCAAGAAAAUGCUCCUCCUCAUCCUCUUCGCCCUUCUCGCCGGCGCCGCCGCCUUCCUCCUCUUCAUGUUCGCUACCGUCGUCGAUGGGGACUUGACGCUCGUGUUGCGCGGCCCGCCGCGGCGGGAGAGGGUGGACGGCAAGGUCGUGUGGAUUACUGGAGCGAGCCGUGGGAUUGGGGAGGUUCUUGCAAUGCAAUUUGCAAACUUAGGAGCAAAGCUGAUACUAUCUGCUCGUAAUAAGGACGAGCUUGAGAGAGUAAAACAGAACAUUCUCAGCAAGAAUCCAGAUAGCAGAGUGGAAGUGUUACCCAUGGAUUUAUCAGCUGGUGAAGAAUCUCUAAAAGAAAUCGUACAUGCGGCAGAAUCACUCUUUUGUAAUGCAGGGGUUGACUAUAUGAUCCAUAAUGCUGCCUUUGAACGUCCUAAACGGGGAGCACUGGAAGAAAGUGAGGAAGGUCUCAAGGCUACUAUUAAUGUCAAUGUCAUUGGAACUAUUACUCUAACACGCCUUCUUGCACCUUACAUGCUGGAUAGAGGGAUAGGUCAUUUUGUUGUGAUGAGCAGUGCUGCUGGAAAGGUUCCUGCUCCUGGUCAGGCCAUUUAUUCUGCAUCCAAACACGCUCUCAAUGGAUACUUUGCUUCUCUGCGUUCUGAGUUGUGUACAAAAGGCAUUAAGGUCACUGUUGUCUGCCCUGGACCAAUUGAAACACCACAAUCUUCUGCUGCAGCAUCUUCAGUACAAAGGCAUUCUUCUGAGAAACGUGUUUCAGUGGAAAGAUGUGUUGAACUGACGAUCAUUGCGGCAACUCAUGGGCUUAAAGAAGCAUGGAUAUCAUAUCAGCCUGUGCUGACUGUUAUGUACUUGGUGCAAUACAUGCCAACAAUUGGUUACUGGCUUAUGGAUAAGGACCAAAGAAAAAUCCCUCCAUAUCAUUGCUACUAUUGUAUUUGUCCAGAUUGGCGCAAAACGGCUGGAUGCAGCUGCAAAGAAAGGCAACACCUACAGCUGGAAUCUGAUUUUCGGAGGCAAGAAGUCAGCAUGACCAAGUUGCUCGUCCCUACUGCCACCAGGGAUCUUUCUGGACUCGGAGCUCCAGAAGUCACUUGUAUGAUAGCUUAUAGCUUUAUGGUUUACUGAACAAAUGGACUCAGGUGUUAUGGGACACUGAAAAUAAAUAGAGCAUAUAAUCCCUCCGUUUUUAUUUACAUGUCAGAUUAGGGUUGACUUUGUCCUAAGUCAAACUUGACUAAUUUUGACUAAGUCUAUAGAAAAAUAUACUAUAUUAUCUAACUUAUGCACUAUCAACCUAUACUUUAUGGUGGAUCCAAUGAAAUAAAUUUGGUAUUGUAAAUUUUAUUAUUUUUCUAUAAGUUUGGUCAAAGUUUGUAAAGUUUAACUUAGGACAAAUCUAAUAUGACAUGUAAAUAAAAAUGAAGGGAGUAUAACCUCUCAUUAGGAUGA
This is a messenger RNA of Panicum virgatum (switchgrass), 1613 nucleotides long. Its product is annotated as dehydrogenase/reductase SDR family member 7-like. Gene Ontology annotation, molecular function: oxidoreductase activity. The transcript is spliced from 13 exons. The coding region runs from base 159 to 1289 and encodes 376 amino acids. Gene Ontology annotation, cellular component: membrane. The record is from RefSeq and is a predicted model, not a curated record. Lineage: Eukaryota; Viridiplantae; Streptophyta; Magnoliopsida; Poales; Poaceae.